Molecule: messenger RNA, 1256 nt
Organism: Conger conger (European conger)
Lineage: Eukaryota; Metazoa; Chordata; Actinopteri; Anguilliformes; Congridae
Product: cytochrome c oxidase assembly factor 4 homolog, mitochondrial-like
Exons: 2
Coding region: 142-396 (84 amino acids)
Biological process (GO): mitochondrial respiratory chain complex IV assembly
Cellular component (GO): mitochondrial intermembrane space
Source: RefSeq, a predicted model, not a curated record
UUGAAACAACCGGAAAGAAGGACGUGUUUCCAAGUGACACACUUCCUUGUCCUUUCCCUAAAUCUCCCCCCGUGGUGGAGGGCAUUCUCAGACUGUGAUGCACGAACUCAAAACUAGAAGCGAAAAGCGAAUCGAGUCGUAAUGGCGUCGUCGUCGUCGUCCUCCUCGCCACACGACCGCAGCAGACCGAGCGAGGACGAGGAGGACCCGGUCGACCAGAUGAUCUCCAGGACGGGAUGCGCGGAGCUCCACUACGCUGUGCAGGAGUGCAUGGCGGAGCGCCAGGACUGGCGGAAGUGCCAGCCCCAGGUGCAGGCCUUUAAGGAGUGCAUGUUGACAUUCCAGAGCGCAAGGAAGGAGCAACUCGCCAAGCAGAAACCAGCACAGGUCAAUUAGUAGACCUGACUUCGUGUCUGAAACUACUUUUUCUUUCUUGUGACUUUGCUCAGUGGUGUGAAAGUUUUUGGCAUGCCAUAUACCAAUAGUUUUCAUAUGGCCUUUUCUUCUGCGUGGCGGCCUGUAGCGUAGUGGUUAAGGUAAAUGACUGGGACAUGUAAGGUCGCUGGUUCUAAUCCCGGUGUAGCCACAAUAAGAUCCGCACAGCCGUUGGGCCCUUGAGCAAGGCCCUUAACCCUACACUGCUCCAGGGGAGGAUUGUCUCCUGCUUAGUCUAAUCAACUGUACGUCACUCUGGAUAAGAGCGUCUGCCAAAUGCCAAUAAUGUAAUGUAAUGUAUGGUAAUGUAAUGGAUGAUGGAUGAAGUGCUUCUCUCCUCUUUCUAUUUUGACAUACAUUUGAGCAGUUACAAAUUUGAAAUUAAGUCUGAUUUGUUUUCGUUUUUUAAAUUUUGUUUAUUUCAAAUGAUUCUCAGGUUAAUAUCAUGUCCAUUGUACGCAUCAUGGUUAAGGUUUGUCUCCUGGAACCAGGUGUGGGUCAAAAACAAUAUUUGAAUUUGAAUUCAAAUAUUUUUCUGGGAUUUACUGAGCUUGUCUGGUGUAUUUGGAAGCGAUUAAAUACUCUUCAAACUUCACAAAAUGCAAAUCUGACCUUCUGGUCCUCUUGGCAAGAUCAACCAAGCACAGAAAAGUAUCUGAAUCCAAAGUGAUUAUCUGUUUGACCCAGGUCUGCGUGGAACAAGUAUACAGCUCUGAGAAGCAGAAUUUACAGUGCGGCCUUAGAAUAAACUAUCACCACAGUGAGUUCUUGAGAAUAACCAAAAAUAAAAUAAAGGAUCCAUCUGUUUGUUUGAGAAGUCA